Messenger RNA from Punica granatum (pomegranate), 1737 nucleotides. The record is from RefSeq and is a predicted model, not a curated record. Lineage: Eukaryota; Viridiplantae; Streptophyta; Magnoliopsida; Myrtales; Lythraceae.
CCAUUCUCCCAUUCCAUGGCACAACAAUCUUCCGUCGAGUUUCUACUUCUGCUUCCCUCUCGGUUUUGAUUCCGAUAAUCCCUAUUCCGGUUUUCGCAUUUGAGUUUGUCUGGAACCGUAAAAGAGGAACAAGAACAAUGGGUUCUCUCGGGAACAAACCGCAUGCUGUCUGCAUCCCUUACCCGGCACAGGGCCACAUCAACCCGAUGCUGAAGUUGGCCAAGUUGCUGCACCACAAGGGCUUCCAUAUCACGUUCGUAAACACCGAGUUCAACCACCGGCGCCUCCUCCGGUCCCGUGGGCCCAACGCACUCGACGGACUCCCCUCCUUCCGGUUCGAAACGAUCCCAGACGGCCUCCCGCCAUCGGAUGUGGAUGCCACGCAGGAUAUCCCGUCACUGUGCGAGUCCACGAGGAAAUACUGCCUGCCCUACUUCCGGGGGCUGCUGGCGAGGCUGGACGAGAGGGCUCGCACGGGUGAUAUUUCUCCUGUGAGCUGCGUGGUGUCGGACGGUGCGAUGAGCUUCACGCUCGACGCCGCUGAGGAGAUCGGAGUGCCAGAAGUGCUCUUUUGGACAACCAGCGCUUGUGGUUUGAUGGGCUACGUUCACUACCAAAGUCUGGUUGAAAGGGGUUAUACGCCGCUCAAAGAUGAAACCUAUCUAACCAACGGGUAUCUGGACACGGUCAUAGAUUGGAUUCCUGGAAUGAAAAACAUCCUUUUGAAGGACCUGCCGAGUUUCAUUCGAACCGUUAACCCUGACGAGCUGAUGGUAAACUUCUGCAUAGGUGAGACUGCAAGGGCUCAACGAGGAUCCGCUGUCAUAUUGAACACAUUCGAGGCGCUCGAACACGAUGUAUUAGAUGGACUUAGGACCUUGCUCCCUCCUAUACACUCGAUCGGGCCACUCCAUCUCCUCUUGGACCAGGUCCCGGAUUCUGAUUUAAAACAGAUCGAAUCUAACCUAUGGAAAGAAGAUGAAGAGUGCCUUGAAUGGCUCGACUCGAAGGAACCCAACUCUGUCAUUUACGUGAACUUCGGGAGCAUAACCGUCGUAACCGCUGAGCAACUCCUCGAGUUCGCUUGGGGACUCGCCAAUAGCAACCAAACCUUCUUGUGGGUGAUCCGGCCUGACCUCGUGUCCGGGGAGUCGGCGAUUCUCCCGCCGGGUUUCGUUGAAGCAACUAAAGGGAGGAGUUUAUUGCCAAGCUGGUGCCCGCAGGAGAAAGUGCUCAAACACCCGGCAGUCGGAGGAUUCCUAACUCACUGCGGGUGGAACUCGACGCUGGAGAGCAUCUGUGCUGGCGUGCCGAUGAUCUGCUGGCCUUUCUUCGCAGAGCAGCAGACGAACUGCAGGUACAACCGCAUGGAGUGGGGGAUAGGGAUGGAAAUCGACAGCAACGUGAAGAGAGACGAAGUCGAAGCGCUCGUGAGGGAGUUGAUGGAUGGAGAGAAAGGGAAGAAGAUGAAGGAGAGAGCCAUGGACUGGAAGAAGAAGGCCGGAGAGGCCGCCACGGGACCAUUGGGUUCGACGUACGCCAGUUUGGACAGUCUGAUCAAUAAGGUGCUACUUCAGCCGAGAAAUAAUUAGAUAAAUCUUAAACAAAUCGAGAGAAAUAUGUUUUUUCUUUUUAUUUGUUCAUCACUAAUUCAUACUCCUUUCUUGUGUUUUUGUUAUGUAUCGUCUUUCGGACGAAUCAUAAGUAUCAUGAAAUUGCUAUUUACCCCUUAUGAUU